Molecule: messenger RNA, 527 nt
Organism: Nanorana parkeri
Lineage: Eukaryota; Metazoa; Chordata; Amphibia; Anura; Dicroglossidae
Gene: PAM16
Product: presequence translocase associated motor 16 homolog
Exons: 5
Coding region: 112-492 (126 amino acids)
Biological process (GO): protein import into mitochondrial matrix
Cellular component (GO): TIM23 mitochondrial import inner membrane translocase complex
Source: RefSeq, a predicted model, not a curated record
UGCGUUCAUUGGCCCAAAGUCACGUGUCAAUGUGAUGCAAUCAAGGUCCGGAGGAGUGAUAGAACACCGGUCGCGCACACAGCUGCGGUAACCUUGACAGUACGGGGCAGCAUGGCGAAGUACUUGGCACAGAUCAUGAUGAUGGGCGCACAGGUGAUAGGGCGAGCGUUCACAAAGGCUCUACGCCAGGAGUUUGCAGCGAGUAAAGCAGCGGCCGAGGCAAGAGGAGGACGGGCGGGACAGGAGUCGGCUGCAGUCAGCAGCCUAUCAGGAAUAAGUUUGCAAGAAGCCCAGCAGAUUCUAAAUAUCUCCAAACUGAACACAGAAGAAAUUCAGAAGAGCUACGACCACCUUUUUAAAGUCAAUGACAAAGCUGUAGGAGGGUCCUUCUACCUGCAAUCCAAAGUUGUCCGAGCCAAGGAACGGUUAGAUCAGGAGUUGGUGAUACAAAACAAAGGAAAAGAUCCUACAGAGGAGGCCAAGACCACGUGAGGCCCAGCCCACGCCCCAACCUUCACUGUACAUGG